Molecule: messenger RNA, 1829 nt
Organism: Xylaria bambusicola
Lineage: Eukaryota; Fungi; Ascomycota; Sordariomycetes; Xylariales; Xylariaceae
Product: TLC domain-containing protein
Exons: 2
Coding region: 591-1655 (354 amino acids)
Biological process (GO): lipid homeostasis
Cellular component (GO): endoplasmic reticulum; membrane
Source: RefSeq, a predicted model, not a curated record
AUCACUCAGCUGUGUACGGCUUCAGCGUCUGACUGACUGUAGGGUUGUUCAACGUCGUUAUAUCUACAUCAUUCAUCGAAAACUCACCUAAAGCCGGCUCCAUUAUUUGCGACUUAUUCCUCCCAUCGCAGUGUCUCCUACUGUCCUUCUCCUCUAUACACACAUACCUGAAAUAGAUCGAAAGCGUCCAACACUGCGCAAGAACUCGACCACGGACAGACACGGGUAAUCCUCCAACGGAUCACGGAUCUGCAUGUGGUGCCUAGACUGCUUGUCCGCUCUUGGCUCUCCUCGGUGCGCAAGGCUAUUGGAGCUAGAUCAGCCCAGUGUAAAUAAGGGUUAUAUGUGGGUUAGCUGAAGCUUGUCCAGUCGCUGCCCAUUUGACUCCCUACCCGGGUAUAGAUACACCACGUCACGCACCAUCAUCACGCAGGCCGUCGUUGUUCCCCCCAAACCUGGGUCUGAUUACGUCCUUUCAUACGUAUAAAUCCUCGACGGGGACGGGAACACCUCGCUCGUAGCGAGCCAGCAUCCUCUUUCAUCGUUUCGCUUUCGUGUCAGCGUCCGACACCGAAUUAUAUACACCCAGCAUGAAGGACCCUUUCCCAAUACCGCCCAUCCCCGCGCUAAGUAACGCCAUCCAGCCCUGGGCCGACUACCUCAACCUGCCCACGCUCCCUCUACACAUCCACGAGAUCGUCAUAAUAGCCGCCUUUUACGAGUUCAUCCGCAGUGUCGUGUCGCCCGUAUUGUCCUCCCGCCUCUUCCCCCGCCAGUAUGCCGCGCUGUCUAAGUCGAAGAAGCUCAACUGGGACGUCCAUGUCGUCUCCUUCGUCCAGAGUACCACCAUCAACAUCCUGGCCCUGUGGGUGAUGUUCGUCGAUGAGGAGCGGAAGCAGAUGGAUUGGCAAGAGCGUCUCUGGGGAUACUCGGGAGGUCCAGCUAUGAUCCAGGCUCUCGCCGCCGGCUACUUCCUCUGGGACUUAUUUGUCACCGCUGCUAAUGUGAACAUCUUUGGCUUGGGCAUGCUGGCUCACGCCGUCAGCGCUGUUCUCGUCUACUCUUUUGGCUUCCGACCGUUUGUCAACUUCUACAGCACUAAUUUCAUCCUAUGGGAACUGUCUUCGCCCUUCCUUAAUAUCCACUGGUUCUUCGACAAGCUCGGCAUGACUGGCUCUCGCGCUCAGCUCUACAACGGCCUUGUCCUCAUUGGAAUGUUCUUCUCCUGCCGCCUGGUGUGGGGCACCUACCAGUCCUUCCUCGUCUACCGCGACCUAUACGCCGGUAUCAGUCAGGGGCCAGAUUUCCUAGCCGCCGAGAAGGCAGGUACGGCAGGCUUUCCGGCGCGCUAUGCUGAGAGCAUGCAAUUUGUAACCACAUCCACCGGCGUGCCCCUAUGGCUAGCCACAAUCUACGUCGGCAGCAACCUGACCCUAAACUCACUCAACUUUUACUGGUUCUUCAAGAUGAUCGAAGCCGUCCGCAAGAGAUUUGAUCCCAAGGCCGAAGAAAAGGAGGCACCCGUGGCAUCAGCUAAGGCUAAUAAGGAUGGUAUCGCCGUUGUAGCUACGGGGGCCAAUAACGGAGUCACAACUCGCCCAAGAAGGCGGACAAUUCUAGAUGGAGAGGACCCUGAUGCGCCACCGCCAAUCUAAUAGCUUCAAGGGUCAUCUCAAGCCAUGCUUAAAGCCCUAGCAUGUCUCCAUUCUGCUAUAUAAGCGGGAAAGGUAGCGCGAGGUCUUUCCAAUGGCCAGUCCGACUGCCCCUAGAUCAACUGGGGAGUCAAGUAUGUAUUCGACGCGAGUACUGCAUCAAAGCACCGCGUCCCC